Messenger RNA from Petromyzon marinus (sea lamprey), 1810 nucleotides. RefSeq names its product ATP synthase F1 subunit beta (gene ATP5F1B). The record is from RefSeq and is a predicted model, not a curated record. Lineage: Eukaryota; Metazoa; Chordata; Hyperoartia; Petromyzontiformes; Petromyzontidae. Gene Ontology annotation, molecular function: ATP hydrolysis activity; proton-transporting ATP synthase activity, rotational mechanism; ATP binding. Gene Ontology annotation, cellular component: proton-transporting ATP synthase complex. Gene Ontology annotation, biological process: proton motive force-driven mitochondrial ATP synthesis; proton transmembrane transport.
GGGGCGAGGCCACGUGACUUCCCCCCGCGUGUCACCUCGCCUUCGCUCACUCCGCCAUGUCGCUGCUCGUGGCCGUGAGGCGCUGCUCUUCGUCCGCCCUGCAGGCGCUGAGCCCGGGGCUCAAGGGGCUCCGCGGUUCCCCGGCCGCGCUCAACAGCCGUAGAGAAUAUGCCGCUGCCCCGCCAGCCAAGGCGGCCACGGCUGCUGUGGCCAGGGGCCGCAUCGUGGCGGUGAUCGGCGCCGUGGUGGACGUGCAGUUCGAUGAGGGACUCCCGCCCAUCCUCAACGCGCUGGAGGUGCAGGGCCGCGACACGCGCCUCGUUCUCGAGGUGGCGCAGCACUUGGGGGAGAGCACGGUGCGCACCAUCGCCAUGGAUGGCACGGAGGGCCUGGUGCGUGGGCAGGUGUGCCUGGACACGGGCACACCCAUCCGUAUCCCCGUGGGGCCUGAGACUCUGGGACGCAUCAUGAACGUCAUCGGGGAGCCCAUCGACGAGAGGGGGCCCAUCAGCUCCAAGCAGUUUGCUGCCAUCCACGCGGAAGCUCCCGAGUUUGUGGAGAUGAGCGUGGAGCAGGAGAUCCUGGUGACCGGCAUCAAGGUGGUCGAUUUGCUGGCCCCGUAUGCCAAGGGUGGCAAGAUCGGACUCUUCGGUGGUGCCGGCGUGGGGAAGACUGUGCUCAUCAUGGAGCUGAUCAACAACGUGGCCAAGGCGCACGGAGGCUACUCCGUGUUUGCCGGCGUCGGGGAGCGCACGCGCGAAGGCAACGAUCUCUACCACGAGAUGAUUGAGUCCGGUGUCAUCAACCUCAAGGACACCACCUCCAAGGUGGCGCUGGUGUACGGGCAGAUGAACGAGCCGCCCGGCGCCCGUGCCCGUGUCGCCCUGACGGGGCUCACGGUGGCCGAGUAUUUCCGUGACCAGGAGGGCCAGGACGUGCUGCUCUUCAUCGACAACAUCUUCCGCUUCACACAGGCCGGCUCCGAGGUGUCUGCUCUUCUUGGGCGUAUCCCCUCCGCCGUGGGUUACCAACCCACGCUCGCCACGGACAUGGGUACCAUGCAGGAACGCAUCACCACCACCAAGAAGGGCUCCAUCACCUCCGUGCAGGCCAUCUACGUGCCGGCUGACGACUUGACCGACCCCGCCCCGGCCACCACCUUCGCUCACUUGGACGCCACGACCGUGCUGUCGCGUGCCAUCGCCGAGUUGGGCAUCUACCCGGCGGUGGACCCCCUCGACUCCACCUCGCGUAUCAUGGACCCCAACAUUGUGGGCCUGGAGCACUACGAGGUGGCCCGUGGCGUGCAGAAGAUCCUCCAGGACUACAAGUCCCUUCAGGACAUCAUCGCUAUCCUGGGUAUGGACGAGCUGUCGGAGGAGGACAAACUGACGGUCGCCCGCGCUCGCAAGAUCCAGCGCUUCCUGUCGCAGCCCUUCCAGGUGGCCGAGGUGUUCACAGGCCACCAGGGCAAGCUGGUGCCUCUCGCGGACACCAUCAAGGGGUUCAAGAUGAUCCUCGGAGGUGAGAUGGAUCACCUCCCUGAAAUCGCGUUCUACAUGGUGGGGCCCAUUGAGGAGGUUGUCACCAAGGCUGAGAGGUUGGCCGAGGAGCAGCAGCAGGCAUUGUAAAUUGUCCACUCGGUCCGCCAGCUCUUAAUGAUUACGCAAAACUCCUCGGGAUAGAAACCGCUGCACUUGUCACUUGCAAUUAGGCACAUUUGUACAAAUGUGUGUUGUCAGCGCAGCAGUCUCCACAGCCUCCUCUGCUUUCGUGUUGUCCAAAAAAUAAAGUUCCCUUUAUUGUGAAA